Molecule: messenger RNA, 1959 nt
Organism: Lycium ferocissimum
Lineage: Eukaryota; Viridiplantae; Streptophyta; Magnoliopsida; Solanales; Solanaceae
Product: protein DETOXIFICATION 24-like
Exons: 9
Coding region: 303-1760 (485 amino acids)
Biological process (GO): xenobiotic detoxification by transmembrane export across the plasma membrane
Cellular component (GO): membrane
Molecular function (GO): antiporter activity; xenobiotic transmembrane transporter activity
Source: RefSeq, a predicted model, not a curated record
UAAUGAAAGAAAAGAGCUGUCUUCCUCAACUAAAAGCGCUAUAAAAAUAUGUAUAUAUACUAUAGGACACUUCCCUUGGUAAACUGCAAGCUGCAAUAUCUACAAAUCUGAGCAGCUACCUACUUUGCUCGGAGUCUGGUGGUUCCGCCACGUAGCUCCGCCCUAUACACGGCGGCGACAGGUUUCCGGCAAGAAGUACAGAAACUUGUAGAUAUAUACACUCCAUUAAAAGUGAAAUUACUUUAAGCCUAGCAAGAAGCAAAAGCACAUAUUAUAGUAUCUAUUCAUCAGUACAAAUAGCCAUGGAUAACGGUGUGGAAGAGAGGCUACUUGAUUCACAAUUAGAAAAAUUUGAUGAUGACUUAAAAGGGAGGAUUUAUGACGAAUCUAAGAAGAUAUGGAGAGUUGCAUUACCAGGAGUACUAUCAAGAGUAGCUUCAUUUGGAAGUAUAGUGGUCACACAAUCCUUCAUCGGACACAUUAGUCAGUUAGAUCUUGCUGCAUAUGCACUUGUACAAACUCUCACCGUGCGAUUCGUCAAUGGUAUACUGAUUGGAAUGUCGAGCGCGACAGAAACACUUUGUGGUCAAGCAUAUGGAGCAGGACAAUAUCAUAUGAUGGGAAUCUACUUGCAAAGAUCAUGGAUUGUUGAUUUAAUUACAUUGACGAUCUUGCUUCCGUUUUUCAUCUUUGCCACUGCAAUCUUUAAGCUACUCGGUGAGAAUGGAUCAAUCGCGGAUGCUGCCGGAUACGUUUCCUACUGGUUCAUUCCCUUUGUCUACAACUUCGUAUUUAGCUUGACGAUCCAGAUGUUCCUUCAAGCACAACAGAAGAACAUGAUUAUUGCAUGGCUAUCAGUAGCGCAAUUUGUGAUCCACAUUCCGUUGUCUUGGCUACUUGUUAUUAAGCUAAACUAUGGAGUCCCUGGUGCCAUGAUAGCAUUGAGCAUAUCCUCGUGGUUCGUAGUCGUUGGGGAGUUUGUGUACAUCUUAGGAGGUUGGUGCCCUAACACAUGGAAAGGAUUCUCAUUAGCAGCACUUAAAGAUAUACUACCCGUCGUAAAGCUCUCAAUAUCCUCCGGUGUCAUGGUUUGCUUAGAGCUAUGGUACAAUGCUGUUCUAGUCCUGCUGGCAGGAUAUAUGAAGAAUGCAGAGGUCGCUAUAUCUGCCUUCUCUAUUUGCCUCAAUAUCAAUGGAUGGGAGUUUAUGAUAAGCCUAGGCUUCCUUGGAGCUGCUUGUGUCCGGAUUGCUAAUGAGGUCGGGAAAGGAGAUGCUAAGGCUGCAAAAUUCUCCAUCAAAGUCUUACUGAGCACUUCACUUGUAAUUGGAGCGUUCUUCUGGAUUCUAUGCUUGAUCUUUGGCAGCAAGCUUGGAUACUUAUUCAGUGAUGAGAAGGCGGUCGCUGACAGUGUGGCUGACCUUUCUACUUUACUUGCUUUCUCGAUUUUGCUCAAUAGCAUUUAUCCUGUACUCUCUGGUGUGGCAGUAGGAGCAGGUUUACAAAGCAAAGUUGCAAUCAUAAAUCUGUGUUGCUUCUAUUUGAUUGGAGUACCUGUUGGAGCUUUGCUUGGAUAUUUGGCUCAUCUUCAAGUCAAGGGUAUAUGGAUUGGAAUGAUAUGUGGAAUAGUUACUCAAUCAGCUGCAUUAUGCUACAUGACAUGGAAAACAGAUUGGGAUGGAGAGGUAACAAAAGCCAAACACCGACUCAAUCGAUUCUACUUGAAAUCUGCUCAAGAAUCUAAUCACAAUGAUCAAGCUUGAGAAUUUUUUUGCCUCCAAUUUUUCACUUUUUGUUUGUAUUAGUCUUGUUAUUCUUUCCAGCUUUGACUUAAAUUGUUGUAAUUUUUUAUUAUGAGCUCUAAUUUUCACCUCUAAUAGAUGAUUUAGUGAUCUUUCAAUCGUUAUUGUGGAGUUGAUAAAUUAUACUCCAUUUGGUUGAAUCAUGUGGAUUUAACUUGAA